AUGCAAGCGGUGACGUCCAUGACAAAGUGUUAUCAUUUGAGGGCCCUAGCUUUGCUGGGUGCCCUCAUUCUUUUCUUCUUCUUGUGGCCAAUUUAUUGUUGUUCUGCAAGACCUACAGGACGUCUUUUAAUGAACACACCAAACACCAAUAGUCAACGAUCAAGAAUACUGAAUCAAAAGAAUGACGAGCACGAAUCAAUCUCAUCGAUAGAACAUCAGAAUUAUGAAGAAUUUUUAAAAAUCACUGGAGUCAGUGAUAAAGUGGAUAGAAAACGUGAGAUAGUGAACUUCUUAAACAGUGGUGAAAACAAUCUGAAAGCCACUUAUGACAAUGAUAAAGGGACAAUAAAAGAUAAUGGUAAUGAAAAUAUGUACAGUAAUAAUUUGAGUCUCAAUCAACAAACGCUAAUCGAAAAUGUUGCAGAAACUUUUUUGACAAAUUCCGAAACGAUGACCACGAGUGUUUACGAGUUGUUUUAUCUUAAAAAUAAAAGUAAACCUGAGUCAAGUAAUCAAAUAUUGUCUCGAACUAAUCGCAGUGUUCACCUAAAUAGUUCAAAUAAUAGAAACAAUAGUGUAAGUGGAGCGAAGCGGGUUAAAAAUAACAAAGAAAAAUUGUCAACGUUGGACAGAAACGAGAGAUCAGCAAACUUGUCUCAUAUUUCUGGAAGUGCACGAAAAAUUCAGCUGUAUAUAAAAAAUCGUUUCUUGCAGUUAUUGGCCGAUGGUACAGUCAAUGGAACAACGGAUGACAUGAGUGACUUUAAUUACGCAAAAGGAAUGCAAAAAUUUUUUAAGAGAUUCAAGCCAUUUGAUUCCGAACAGCAACAGAUUUUAAGAAAUUCGUUGGCAACUCUUCUUUAUUUGCAUAAUGAAAAGGAGAAAUAUGCAAGCAUAUAA
Molecule: messenger RNA, 900 nt
Organism: Clunio marinus
Lineage: Eukaryota; Metazoa; Arthropoda; Insecta; Diptera; Chironomidae
Source: the annotation of a GenBank genome assembly